UUUAUGGACUCCAUGCUGAAGAUUUGCUGAAUCUGAAAAUUGGGGAAGCCGUUCUGCGACACAACGGCGAUCCCGCGAUGAAGCAAUUUCUGCUGCACCUGGACAGAACGAACGCUCUUGGUUCGGCCUUUAUAAUAAAAGAUCUGGACGACUGUCAUCUGUUCGUGUCGGCGGAAGUUUUGAAGAUACUGAAUGAAAAAAUUGAUGCGCUGAUGGAAUCGCUUUCUCCGGAUCUUGCGGAAAAAUAGCU
Molecule: messenger RNA, 250 nt
Organism: Soboliphyme baturini
Lineage: Eukaryota; Metazoa; Nematoda; Enoplea; Dioctophymatida; Soboliphymatidae
Source: the annotation of a GenBank genome assembly